GAGAGAGAGAGAGAGAGAGAGAGAGAGAGAGAGAACGGAACCAUAGCCUAUUGACAUGUAAAUUAAAUAUUAUGCAGUUUGAGUGGUGGCAACGCAUUGACCUCUUGGGGUACAUAAAAUUAUGGGUCACUUUGAAAAAAUACCUUUUCUCUCACAUUUCCCGAUCUCGUCGGAAACCCCGAGAUUUAGCUAUUCAACGAGAACACAGUGGUAGUUUCAAUAUCAAACGAAAUUUCAUAGAGGCAGUGUCCAUUUGGAAAAUGAUCCAUACUCACACGAAGCUGUAAAUUCUAAACUUCAGAGGGCCUGUUCGGCCAAAUUUCUUUCAAAAUCUAUAACGAUGGGAGUUCCCAAAUUUUACAGAUGGAUUAGUGAGAGGUACCCGUGCCUCAGCGAGGUUGUGAAGGAGUUCCAGUUACCAGAGUUUGACAACCUGUACCUGGACAUGAAUGGCAUCGUUCACGUAUGCUCGCAUCCUGAUGAUGAAAAUCCUCAUUUCCGCAUCACGGAGGAACAGAUUUUCAAAGACAUUUGUCAUUACAUUGAUUUUCUGUUUCGCAUGAUAAAACCAAGAAAGGUGUUCUACAUGGCUGUGGAUGGCGUAGCUCCCCGAGCCAAGAUGAACCAGCAGAGAGGACGUAGAUUCAAAUCUGCAAGAGAAGCAGAAAACCUCAUUGAACAAGCCAAAGGAAGAGGAGAAGUCCUCCCCACGGAAAAACGAUUUGAUUCCAACUGCAUCACACCAGGUACUCCUUUCAUGGUGAGGUUACAAGACCAUUUGAAAUAUUUUGUCGUGGACAAGAUCACAAACGAUCCUCUGUGGCAAGGACCAGAGAUUUACCUGUCCGGCCAUGAGACUCCCGGUGAGGGGGAGCACAAAGUGAUGGACUUUAUCCGCUACUCCAAGAGCCAGCCGGGCUACGACCCCGACACAAGACACUGUCUCUAUGGUCUGGAUGCCGAUCUUAUCAUGCUUGGUUUGACCAGUCACGAACCACAUUUCUCGCUGCUCCGAGAAGAAGUUCGCUUUGGUGGGAAGAAGGACAAGAACAAUAAGAGACCUACAACACCAGAGGAGACUACUUUUCAUCUUCUCCACUUGUCGUUGCUAAGAGACUACCUUGCUUAUGAGUUCUCCUCACUAAAAGGGAAGCUGCCAUUUGAAUGGAACCUUGAGAAUAUCAUCGAUGACUGGAUCCUGAUGGGCUUCCUGGUGGGCAACGACUUCAUCCCUCACCUGCCCCACCUCCACAUCCACCACGACGCCUUGCCGCUGCUCUGGAGGACAUACAUGACCGUUUUACCGCAGCUAGAUGGCUACUUGAAUGAAGCUGGCCACCUCAACCUGAAGCGUUUUGAGAAGUAUUUUGAGGAGUUGUCAAAGUUUGACCUGGAAACUUUUGAGAGUGGUUUCACUGACUUUAAAGCUCUGGAGCAGAAGAUUGGAGGGAAGACAAUCAAUGAAAGUAUUGGUCCCGGCAAAAACAGUACGAAGAUGAAGAAACUGAAGCCGUUCAAAAUGAAUACUGAUGGAAUGCUGCUUGUGGAUUUAGAGUCUCCAAUGCCUCUUGGUCAAGGUGGCCAGUUUGCGGCGCUGAGUGGGAGAGACGACAUGGCGAAGGAUUCUGACGACGACGAUGAUGAUGAUGAGGGCAUCACAGAAGAUGAGGAGGACGAGGAGGAAUCUGAUGAAGACUUGAGCGACGACACAGAUGUUGACACCUUCGACACGGAGUUCAAGCUUCACAAACGAGACUAUUACAUGUCCAAGAUGAAGUACAAGAAUGUUACAUCAGACGUCCUGCAGGACCAGGCUCACGGCUACGUGGUGGCCAUCCAGUGGAUCUUGUUGUACUACUUUGAGGGUUGUCCUUCCUGGAGCUGCCUUUGAUGACAGAGGCGGAGUCUCCUGUGAUCGAUUUCUACCCCGUCCAGUUUGACACCGACCUCAACGGCAAGCAGCAGGAGUGGGAAGCGGUGGUCCUCAUUCCCUUCAUUGAGGAGGAGAGACUUUUGACAGCCAUGGCCAGCAAAGACCACCUCUUGACUAAAGAAGAGAAGGACAGAAAUUGGCACGGACCUCACCUCCUGUACCAGUACUCCGCGGAAAGCUUGGGUUUUUAUCCUUCACCAAUGCCCGGUGCCUUCCCAGAUAUCAGCAUAAACAGAGCAAGGCUUACGGAAAUCCACAAAGACCUGUUCCGGAUCAACGGCAGCCUGUUGUUGAAGGGGCUCCUGGAGGGUGUCCGGCCGGAGGUGUACUUCCCUGGCUUCCCCACGCUCAAGUUUCUUCCUCACACACAUGAACUGAAGAAAGGAGGGGUCAAAGUGUUCCAGCAGCCCAGCCGAGGGGAGAACAUGAUGCUGCAUGUCAAGGCCACACAAGGACUGCGUCUGGAGCAAGUGGCGGAUGAGUUGCUGGGGAAAUCAACGUUUGUGGGCUGGCCCCACAUUCAUGAAGCCAAAGUCAUUGGAGUGGCCAACGAGUCUUUCAGGAUUGAAUUGAUUGAAGACUCUCCAAAGAAAGGAGCGGACAAGAGGGAGCCGAUUUAUUCUUUCAGCAAAAAGCCGCUGAGUGACGACGAAGCUUCGAUCGUGUACAGAGAGUCCAGUCAUAUUAGAGAGAGGCAAGUUGAGAGAUUUGGUAUUGAUGUUGGGAAGACGGAGAUUCUCGUCUAUGCUUGUCCAGUCACGGGAAGAAACUACACAUUUGGGAACGGUGGUCUGAUCACCUUGGAGAAACAGUUUGCCCAGAAGCCAACAGCCUUUGCUCAUCAAAUGACGAUACAGGAUCUUCAAGUGGAGGAAGCUGCUCACACAACGUUCAAAACCUUGGAAGAGGUUUUUCCAGAAGGAUCCACAAUUUUCAUGUUAGGAUUACCUCAUUACGGAGCUCAGGGAAAGGUUCGGGAGACAUUGUCUUCUGAGGACCGGGUGAGAAUCUCCCUGAGCGUGACUCAAGAGCCAGACUUUCAGAUCCUUGCAAAUCGAGGUCGCUACGACAUGUACAUGCCGGCGCACGCCAGCGCGGUCCAGCUGGGUGUGCACACUCACCUGUUGUCGCGCAUCACGGGCUCGGUGUUUGUGGAGAAAGGCGGGCCCAAGGGGGGUCGCGCCAACGUGGGGCUCAACCUCAAGUUCACCAAGCGGCGGGAGGAGGUGCCUGGCUACACCAGCUACAAGCAGGACCACGGCUGGACCUACAGCCAGAAGUGUGUGGACCUGGUCAAGGACUAUCUUUCCAAGUACUCAGACUUGUGGAUGAGAAUUGAAAUGGCGAAAAAAGGCACGGAUGUGUACUCUGAGGGUGACAUCAUCCCUGAAGAUGGUUCCUACACCCUAGCGGACGUCCUGAAAUAUUUGGAUGAGCUCCCUUGUGUCAAGGCACCACGCAUGAAGUUUGGAACACAGAUCCUCAGCGAGACAGAGGUGGCCAUCAUUGAGCAGACAACGGAGGCGUUGAGCAAGAAUGCAGAUAUUGUGAAAAUCAAAGUGAAACCACGCCUGCUGUUCAGGUCGCUGCCGAACCAAGGCUCUCUGGUCCCGGACCCCGGUGCAGACUUCCUGCUGUACGACCGUGUGGUGGUGGUCAAGAACGGCUACUCGGUGCCCUUUGGCAAACGCGGCACGGUGAUAGGUCUGCCGUCCCCCGAGGAGGAAGAGACGACCAACGCUCACACGGUCUACGACGUGGUGUUUGACGAGCCCUUUGCCGGGGGGAUCAGUCUCAGAUGCUCAUCCAGCCGAGGUUACCGGGUGCCGGGGUCGGCGAUGCUCAAUGUCACUUUUGGAGAAUUCCGUAAAAACACGAGAAAGAUGGAUGGUACAGACAAAUCGAGCGUCUGGGCGAAACAGACCGUUGGGAGGAAAUCCAACGGCACCCUGGGCGGGGGCAUGAGCCAUCACCACGGCUUCAACAACAACAACACGCUGGGCGGGGGACGAGGCGGGGCACGAGGCGGGGCCAACGACCGCGCUGGGCCGUACAAAGGUCGCGCCGGUGCGGGCUCACAGCCCCCGAUGAUCCCGCCAGCUAACGUAGCCCCACAGCCUCAGGUCCCACCCCACCUCAUGCGUCAGCCCGUGGCUUGGGACGACCGCAAGCAGCCCAUGUUUGGCCAGAUCUUUUCUGCCGGAGGUCGCUAUCUCCAGAAUGAGAAUCAGCUGAAGUAUGUCACGCCCAAAGUGCAGACACCUCCGCAGACUGCCAGCCGGGCCACCGUAGCUUCACUCCCAUCAAAGGACUCGAGUAGCAGUACAGACAAUUCUGACUUUGAGAAAAUGUGGAAGGAACUCCAGCGACAUCAGCAAACGAAGAGUGGGAAGGUUGCAGGGCCGCCACUGGUCGGCAGAUCUGACGGGCAACCACCGCAGACACAUCCGACGACCUUGAGAGAAGCCGGUGGACCAGCCACCUCCUUGGCCCCACCCCCCUCCUCCUCCUCCUCCUCUUCCUCUGUCUCGUUGUCCUCCUCCUCUGCGUCCUUCUCGACAGCAGCCCAGUCCAACAAACCGCAGACCCAGCCGGCAGACGCGGGCACAUUGACCAACUCGGUACAGAAUUUGUUUGAGAACGCGUCCAAGGUCAGGGGAAAUGCUGCGGCUGCGGACAGCCUCCAGAAGACGUCUACAGUCGACGCUGACCAGUUCCUGGCCAUGUUUAACACUUUAGGGAUGCACAGCAAUCAGACAGGAAACAAACCAGAGCCUGGGACUGCAGCGCCGGCGACCGCCGUGGACUCGGGGCCGGCCCCACCGUCAAAGGCGGAUGAGGCUCUGAAGCAGCUGCUGAAAAUUGGAGUGGGCCCCUCGCCGUUCGCCACGAGUCCGAGAAACGUGAGUCCUCUCGAACCAGCCCAGAUCUCGUCCCUUCCACCCGCACCCCAGUCGGCGCUGUCAGCUCAAGCCCUCGAGUCCGCGGCCAAGUCGCCCGUGGGUGACGGGCCUGUUGCCAACCCCGAGGAUCCCUCGGCGACGGAAGCAGGAGGAGCGUCGGGGACGUCUGUUCAGUACGGCCGGCAGGUGUCGCUACAAGCGCUGUUUGAAGAAGCGGACAGGCAGCAGAAGGCCCAGGUGAGAGGCCCGCUUCUUCCGCAGCCGGACGCCAUCCUCAGAGGGAGGAACGUCAGGCCAGGGGACCCUAGACAUUUCAAGCCAGGUGAAGAUCACCUGUCGGGCCCGCCGCCAUUACAGGCCAGCCACCAGCCACCCAGAGACCCGCUCACAGAGCUGGCCAACUUCUGCCGCGCCAACUUCAACCAGCCACCCAACUACGACUAUCGGCUGCAGCCCAAACAGGAUUUUGUUUCUUCGGACCCUGAUCAGAUGACUUUCAUCGCCAACGCCAUCUUGCCCAACGGCCGCCGCUUCGAGGGUUCCCAGUGCAAGAGCAGAGAGGAGGCAGCAAGGAGUGCUGCGGGGAUGGCCCUGCUUUGUCUUAAGAGCAAGCAGAACACCGCCGGAGGGCCGCCCUUGAUGCACCCAGGCUUCGUCGCCCCGCACAACGCCAACAUGAAUCGGUUCUACUCUCCCAAUUCUGCGUUCAGCCCUAUAGGAAUGCCAGGCGCCACCCCAGGCUUGCUGGCCCGACACCCCCCUCCCCCCUCCACCUCCCUCCUGCUGACGCCACAGCACUUCCUGAAUCAACCCCCGCCGUCCAUCCCCCCACUGCACCAGCAGAUGUACCACCAACAGCAACAACAACAGCAGCAGCAGCAGCAGCAACAACACCAGCAGCAGUCACAGUUCCAUCAACAACAACAACAACAACAACACCUUCACCAUCAACAGCAGCAACAGCAGCAGCAGCAGCACAUGAAUCAGCAGAAUUUUAACAAAGAUCAGUGGCAAAGAGGCUCACAGGCUGUGUCACCAAGGUCGUUUCAGUCAGCAGCUGGCCCGGCUUCUACGUCUUCGAUGAUGUCAUCCUCCACAUCCCCUCGACCGACGAUGGGCGCCGCGACCUUGACACAGACCAGUUCUGCCACAACAUCACAGACGACGUCGUCUGUUAGCCAACAGUUUAUUCCACUACAGGUUACAAGGAAGCAGAAGACACCCCAGAAGAAGAAAGAGGGAGAGGAGGCGGGGCAGAAGACAGGGUCAGAGGGUACUGUGGGGUCUGUGAGCUCGGGCUCGGGCGCUACUGCUGAGAAAGUGAUCACACCACAAAGAGAACAGGCUGCCGUGUCCGAGUCGGGCGGCGCUGCCCCGAGUGGGACUGUGAAAAACUGUCUAAACUCUGCCGCUGCGGUGGUAAACGCUGCUUCGCCUUCGAGCCAGGAACGUCAAACAGUUGUUGCUCAGCCCACACAGCCACCACCGCCGCCAGUCGUGGCCUCCUCUGUCUCGUCGCAAGCGGCGUCGACGCACGUCGCGUCACCGUCACCGCAAGGAGUCGCGGCGAUCAAAGAGGACAAAUCGGCAGAUGUACAGCCCCCUAAACCGACCGCGGCCGCCGCGAAGAAGAAGAAGUCACGGCUAGCUGCCAACUUUAUCAAACCGAAGUAGAAUUGAUGGAAUGUGGACGCUCUCUGGCCUAGGAAUGGAGAAUCUCUGGUGGCCGACUUUCCUUUCCCUAUACAGCUUCACUGAUGUUGGCAAGACGAGGUUUGCGGGG
Aplysia californica (California sea hare) is the source of this 6619-nucleotide messenger RNA. RefSeq names its product 5'-3' exoribonuclease 1. Gene Ontology annotation, molecular function: 5'-3' RNA exonuclease activity; RNA binding. Gene Ontology annotation, biological process: rRNA catabolic process; nuclear-transcribed mRNA catabolic process. Gene Ontology annotation, cellular component: nucleus. The record is from RefSeq and is a predicted model, not a curated record. Lineage: Eukaryota; Metazoa; Mollusca; Gastropoda; Aplysiida; Aplysiidae.